CGCCUCUCAAGAAAUUCCACCACCUGUAUCAGGAAAUUUAUUUAUUAUUUUUUUAUUCGAUUUCGGAAAGUGAUUAUAAUUUGAGAAUCGGAUAGAAAUAGAAAGUAAACUUGAUAAUUUGUUGGCGUAGCUGUUCAGUUGCGUAUUAAUUAUCUAAUAAUGAACAACAUGAGAACAACAAUGGAUAUGUGCCCAAAUGAAAAAACAAGAUUACACGACAAUGAUUCAGAUAAUGGCUGUCACCCGAAAACAACACUCGAGAAAAGACUUGUGGUGAUUAUGUUCUUCUUAGUUGUGGGAGGAGUUGGAUUAUGCAUAACACUAGCAGCUUAUUACAGAAGUGAAUAUUACAGGACUCAUAAUAAUUUACGCAACACAUGUGUCACAAAAGAAUGCAUCAAUACAGCUUCCAAUCUGUUGAAAUCAAUUGAUUUCGAACAAAAUCCAUGUGAAGAUUUUUAUUCAUUUGUUUGUGGAAACUGGAUUAAAAACUCGUUUUUAAUUGGAGAAAUGGUAGUUUCACAAUUCUCGCGCCUCAACUCUAUCAUCAUUUUACGAAUUAAAGAAUUUUUAGAAUUAGAAAAAUCUAAACUGUCCGAUCAUGAAAAGAAAAUUAAAAAAUUUUAUAAUUCUUGCUUGAAAAGAGAAACCAGAGACGAGGUUGCAAAUAAGAUUCUGCUUGAAGAUUUAAAAUACUUUGGUGGUUGGCCGUUGAUUGAAAAGAGUUGGAAUGCUUCAAAGUUUGACUGGGCUGAGUUGAUGGUGAAGCUUUACGAGAAAGGAUAUCCACACGAUAUGCUGUUUUCGAUGGGAGUUGACAUGGACAUAAAAAAUACCUCUCAGUCACUGCUUGUUGUCAGUCAACCUUCUUUAGGCUUGGAAGAACGGGGUUACUAUUUGUUAGGAAAAGAGAUCAUUAUGACUAAAUAUAUAAAACUGAUUUUACAUCUAGCAUAUUAUUUUAACCCAACAUUGAAUUUAAAGAAAGGGGCUAUUAUGGUUGAUUAUGCUGUCACUUUAGAGAAAUUUAUCGCCAAAUCUAUAGUACCCAAUAUUCACGAAAAAAAUCCAGAUGAAUUUUAUAAUAUAAUGAGUUUGAAUGAAAUUGAAGAAUUCUCUCCAAAGAUACCGUGGAGAAAACUGCUGACAAAACUAUUACCAUCAAAUGAAACUAUUAAUAACCAAACCAGACUGAUGGUGGUUAGUCCAUCUAACCUGAUGAAUCUCAACGCACUCUUAGAGGAAUUGGACAAUCCAGCUGGAAAGGAGUUUUUAGCAAAUUAUAUGAUGUACAGAACUGUCCUCUUCGCAUCUGAACAUUUGGGGAAAGACGUGUUUACAAUUGUUGAAGAUUACUUGCGUCAUUCCGCGCAUAGAGACUUAUGGCAGGUGUGUGUCGCAUCUGUGGUUGAUUUCUUUCAUAUGUCACUGACAGCUACUUAUGCAGAAAGUUAUAUGGAUAACAAGACAAAGAUUCUUCUAGAUAAACUGUUUCGAGAUAUUCAAGAAGCACUGUUGAAUGAGAUAAGAGAAGCUGAUUGGCUGGAUGACAUAACCAAGCAAAGAGCGAUGCAAAAGGUCCUCAGUGCUCGUUCUGCAAUCGCUUAUCGUGACGAAAUGUUGGACGAAACGUUGCUGAAUGAGUUUUAUAAACCUAUAAAUGUGAGUGAAAAUCAUUUUGGAAACGUCAAAGCAGCUUACUUGUUCUACGCUAAAGAGAAUUACAGAGGUCUUAGCGACGAACGAGUUAGAUUUAAAUGGACCGACACCAGCAAUCUUUUGCAAGCUAACGCAUUUUAUCAGCCAUCUCAAAAUUCUAUUAUUGUACCAAUAGGAUUGCUGUCAGAUGCUUUUUUCUCAAAAGGAAGACCCCAUUACGUGAACUACGGAAGUUUAGGCACAAUUCUUGGGCAUGAGUAUACCCAUGCGUUUGAUAGCACAGGAAGCUUGUACGAUGAGGAAGGAAACUAUAAAAUGUGGUGGACUAAACUGAGUUGGAAAAAUUUCAAAGAAAGAACAAAGUGCUAUGUUGAACAGUAUAAUCAGUAUUACGAACCGAGUGUAAAAACCCAUCUCAAUGGAUCGCUGACUUUAGGUGAAAAUAUUGCCGACAAUGGCGGUGUUCUAGCAGCUUACCAUGCUUAUACCAAACUGCUUAAAACUUUAAAACGUGAAGAGAAACUGCCAGGUUUACAAUUCACCGAAAAGCAGAUGUUCUGGAUAUCCUAUGCAUCAGCGUGGUGUCGAAAACAGUCAAAUUUUACUUUACAAUACAUUAUGGAAAAUAGUGCGCAUUCUCCUUCCAACUUUAGGGUGAUGGGAACAUUGUCAAACAUUAAAGAAUUUUCAACUGAUUUUCAUUGUGCUGAGGGAUCACCUUUAAAUCCAACCAAAAAGUGCCACUUUUGGAAAUGAAAAAUUAGUCAUUAAAUAUGUGAUUUUAUUGAUGUAAAUAUCUACAUUAUAAUAUACAUAUACACUAUUUAUAAUUA
Molecule: messenger RNA, 2492 nt
Organism: Parasteatoda tepidariorum (common house spider)
Lineage: Eukaryota; Metazoa; Arthropoda; Arachnida; Araneae; Theridiidae
Source: RefSeq, a predicted model, not a curated record